AUGUCGCCUCACACGAGCGCAGACUGGCGAGAUAAUCAGCUGAAGGCACACUGGUUCUCCUCCCAAGAUAAAAGGGGGGAUCUGAUGAUCCUCUGCAAUCGUUACGUGACUGCUUCCUUUCUAUGGACCGAACAACCGAGGGUUCCGAACGUUAUAGCGACUUACCGCUGCUUUAUCUUGUGCCCUUGGCGUCUGUCGUUGAGCUCAUCGUCUGACCCAUGA
This is a messenger RNA of Aspergillus luchuensis, 222 nucleotides long. RefSeq lists its product as uncharacterized. NCBI's taxonomy places the organism in Eukaryota, Fungi, Ascomycota, Eurotiomycetes, Eurotiales, Aspergillaceae. The transcript is spliced from 3 exons. The record is from RefSeq and is a predicted model, not a curated record. Bases 1 to 222 code for a protein of 73 amino acids.